Didymodactylos carnosus is the source of this 1380-nucleotide messenger RNA. Lineage: Eukaryota; Metazoa; Rotifera; Eurotatoria; Philodinida; Philodinidae. The record is from the annotation of a GenBank genome assembly.
AUGCAAUGCAUUCCCGAAAGAUUCUUUUACAAUCAUAUACAAGAUUGCAUGGAUGGUAGUGAUGAAAUUCUGUAUUAUUUUCACAAUGCAGAAGAUCGCUGCCUUUAUUAUUUUGAGAUACGUUGUGAAGAACAUGUAUGUAGUUCAUUGCUAUUUUCAUGUGGUGAAACUGGAACUUGUCAACGUGUAAGUUAUCCUGGAUAUGACGACAUGAAAUGUGCAACCGGUCGUGAUGUUCUUUAUUCAAGAAAUACGCUUCAGUAUUAUUUACCAUCGAAAAUGAGUUAUACAUGUUGGACAUAUUUAAUAUGUGCUUUUAAAAUAAACGAGUUAUAUUUAAUAAAUUGUUUUAAUAUAUGUAUAACACAUCAGUGUAACGAAUUAAUUGAUCUCUAUUGCCCAACAUCAUUUCAAUUUCCAUCACAACCCGUAUUUUCCAAUUUUGUGCGUCUAUAUUAUUCAACCACAACUAAAACAGAUUGGUCAAUCAGUGUAUCACCAACACAUAUAUGUUAUGAUGCUGAACGGUGUACCGCAUUUUCUCCAACAAUUAAAAUUGAUCAAUACGAUUGUCGUAAAUAUAAUGAAUUUCAAUGGAUACAAAAUAUACAUUCAAAUUGGCCUGAUUUACUUAAAGAUAUUAGACUUCAAUUUAGAUUCUGUUCACAAUUUAAUUUUCCUGAUUUAUCGUCAUCAUUGUUGUUCAACUGUAAUGGAUCAUCAAAAUAUAUUUCAAUUCAUCGUCUUCAAGAUACACUUCAUGAUUGUAUAAAUUCAUCAGAUGAAAAGUAUUCAGAAACAUGUUCACUGAAUAUGUCACACCGGUUCCAGUGUAUUGAUACAUCAAUUACACAACAAUGUCUAUCACAAAUAACUGUAAAAGACAGUUUUCGAGAUUGUUUAGAUGGUUCAGAUGAACCAGCUCAAAUCAAUUGUGCAAUAAAUGAAUUUCCAUUCUCACGCGAAUGUCAGUAUUUACGUGGUACUAUUAAAUCGAAUGAUGAUAAAGUUGUACUUAUCUUUUCUCAAAUUUGUAAUGGCGUAAAAGACAUACAAUAUUCUUCUAAUAUUACGGCUGAUGGAGAUGAUGAAACGGACUGUGACGCUUGGCCUUGUAUUACACAGUACACCAGAUGUAAUCAGGUAUGGAAUUGUAAACGUGGUGAAGAUGAAUUAAAUUGUCCAAAAACAGAAUUUAUGCCAAAAUAUUCGUGUAACAGUGAAAAUGAACAUUAUUGUGCUCGCCCAAAUGAAUAUACUUUAGGUUGUAUUUCUGUUAAUAACACAAAUGACGGUGUUAUAGAUUGUUUGGGUGCAACAGAUGAGCGAGAUUAUUGUCGUCAAAUGUAUCCCGAUAAUCCUGAAAUAAGAUAUAGGUGA